AUGCCAUGCUGUUGUACCAAUGCUACAUCCCUUAACAAUAAAAUGCCAGAAUUUCUAGCAUCAAUUGAGACAUACAAGCCUAAAACAAUCUUCGUUACAGAAACUUGGUGGCAUGAAUCAUCGAUAACUAACAUUGAAAAAUAUAUGUUAUUCAGAAAAGAUCGCGUGUACAGUAGAGAAGGUGAGGUGGCUAUUUAUGUCGACACUUCAUUAAAACCUAAUGAAGUAAGAAAAAUUGUUUUAUUAGAUUCCCCUGAACAAAUUUGGUGCGAAAUAUCGUACGGUUCCGAACACAUCCUUCUGGGUUGCAUAUACAGGCGACACAUGCUAGAUCCACUCGAGAAUAUUGAAACGUCCAUUAUUAAAGCAAAUGAACUUCUGUCUAUUAUAUACAGUGGCUUGUUAAUUUGUGGAGACUUUAAUUUGCCAGGGAUUAACUGGGAUUUUAGCAGUAUUCCAACUAUCAGCAACACAGAUACCUUUUCAAGUUCACAAUCUACAGAAGUUGUCCAGUUAGCUAGAGAGCUUGAAACAGAUUAUGGAAAAGAUAUUGUUGCAAUUGAACAAGACACACCAGCUACAGUAAGCAUUGGAAAACACCUAUUUGCUAUAAACUGUGUUGUACUUAAGGAUUGUAAUGGAAAAUACAUUAAAUGGAGUUAUAUAAGAGCUCUAUAUGAAAUAUAA
Molecule: messenger RNA, 687 nt
Organism: Hydra vulgaris (swiftwater hydra)
Lineage: Eukaryota; Metazoa; Cnidaria; Hydrozoa; Anthoathecata; Hydridae
Source: RefSeq, a predicted model, not a curated record